ACCGCUGUAACGAAACUCCCAAUUGAGAAUCAACGCCAAGUCUCUUUCCUAGAAAUUAUUAUUUCGAUCGUUCAUUUCCAUCUCGUCCGUUAUCGCGUUCGAUUGUGAGCUCCGCCGCGCCAUCCAACAUCCGAAAUGUUGAGCCGAAAAAAAAUUUGAUCAGUUUCAGCUUAUCACUGCAAGAUGGAACCCCAACGUAACGCCUUCAAUCUUGGUGAUAUUGCAACGAGUAGAACCAAAAUUUUAACCGAAGAGGAAAAACUUCGCCUCACAGAGCAGAACAAACGGAUGGUGAGCGAUUUUCAAGCCCGUAAGCUUGAGUCGGAAGCACGUAAGCAUUGGGAUCUGUUUUACAAGCGCAACGAAACGCGAUUUUUCAAAGACCGUCACUGGACGACACGUGAAUUUGUUGAAUUGCUUCCGGAAAGUUCCGAAACGCCUGCAGAUAGCGUUAAAACACUACUUGAGAUUGGAUGUGGUGUUGGUAAUUUGAUUUUCCCUUUGAUAGAAGAUGGUCAUCGGGAUUAUUUCAUAUAUGCGUGCGAUUUAUCGACACACGCGGUUGAGUUGGUGAAGCAACAUAACCUAUACGAUGAGCGGUACAUGAAGGCCUUUAACUGUGACAUUACCACUGAGGAAGUAUUUGGUGUGCUUGGAGACUGCAGUCUCGAUAUAGCAACGCUCAUUUUCGUUUUGUCCGCUAUACACCCGGAUAAAUUUUCGUUGGUUAUCAAAAACAUCUUCCGGCUGAUGAGACCCGGCGGAACUGUACUCUUCCGAGAUUAUGGAUUGUACGAUAUGGCACAGUUGAGAUUCAAACCGGGGCACAAGAUAGCGGAAAAUUUCUACAUGCGGCAGGACGGAACUAGGAGCUACUAUUUCACGGAGGAUGAAGUGAGUAGUCUUUUCGAAGCAGCUGGUUUUGAAACUAUCGUGAACAGUUACAUUCACCGGAGAACGAUAAAUCCAAAGGAAAACAUCGAUGUUCCAAGGAUAUUUGUGCAGGGAAAGUUCAGGAAACCUUCCGGAUGAGGCAGACAUUGGUAAUGGAUUGAUUGUGGAACAAUUGAAAAUUGAGGUCCUUGUUGACUACGGUAAUGGGAGGAUGGUUGUUUUCUGUAAAUGGCCGAAUAGAAGGUGUUACCUUAUACAGACCGUAAUUUAACAUCGAUUCCGGAAACGUUAGGGUCGAUUGGUAGACACUCACACAACGGGAACAGAUGAAACAGAUGACACGCAUCGGAAAAAGCCGGGUUCAAACAAUGCAGAUCUCUAAUGUUUAUGCUCAAGGGAAGAAUAGCUGAAUCUAAUCGAAGUUGGCCGAAGCGAAGAUGCUCUGAUGUCUGGCCUCAACACCCGAAAAAUGUUCGCACUCAGAUGUCGAGUUAUCAAAUAUCAUCCACACCAGUGGAGAUUGCUCAUAAGUUGCUGAAGGAAGUUCUCGGAAGUCACGGCACCUCUGCGUUGAAAAUAUCUCUUCGCUGGAAGCCAGCUCGCUGCUCAUCUCAAAAUAACUAUUCGUUGGUAUAUGUGAAAUGUUUUCCGGCGAAUCAUCUGCGCACCUCGAAGUCAAGAGGAUCCAAGCACAACCAAGAAUCGGUGGACGACACAUGGGACAACAAACUCAUCCGCAACUAUCCGAUUCAUCAUCGCUCGCAUUGGAUGUCAAGCGAUUUGUCGGAAAAACCUACAAGAAAAUGCUAGCAAAGGACGAAACUGACGAGGAAUUACAGAUAAUUCGUUUUUGUUUAGUUCCAAUCUAACGGCUGUCAAAACAUUUUUCAUUCGCUCAUGUUGAACCCAGUUUUACGGCAUCAUUCUUGCGAUUUUGUCUCCAGAAGAAAUUGGACUCUAUGGAGUGGUCAGGAGAAAAAAUAGAUGGCAACAUAUGUCACAUUCGUAUGUUUCUGGAUAAUAAUAAAUUUUACUGAUACCCCAAUAUUAAAAA
This is a messenger RNA of Toxorhynchites rutilus septentrionalis, 1948 nucleotides long. Its product is annotated as tRNA N(3)-methylcytidine methyltransferase METTL6. The record is from RefSeq and is a predicted model, not a curated record. Lineage: Eukaryota; Metazoa; Arthropoda; Insecta; Diptera; Culicidae. The coding region runs from base 184 to 1032 and encodes 282 amino acids. The transcript has 8 exons.